Desarmillaria tabescens is the source of this 1077-nucleotide messenger RNA. Its product is annotated as Mdm33 family-domain-containing protein. Lineage: Eukaryota; Fungi; Basidiomycota; Agaricomycetes; Agaricales; Physalacriaceae. Gene Ontology annotation, biological process: inner mitochondrial membrane organization. The transcript has 2 exons. The coding region runs from base 1 to 1077 and encodes 358 amino acids. Gene Ontology annotation, cellular component: mitochondrial inner membrane. The record is from RefSeq and is a predicted model, not a curated record.
AUGCUCCGUGCGGCGUCUCGUGCGUCGAGAAAUUUUCCCACUCGCUCCUUCUCGACCACGCCGGCAUGGAAAUCAGCCCAGCCACCCUCGCCAGACAAUACGCCACCUCGUCAUGAACCCGGAUCUCCCGAGGCAGAUAAACAACCGUCGGACCCGUCGUCGUCCAAGGCAGAACCGCCCAUUGACCUGCAACAGGUCAAAAAUCGCCUUCUCGAAUGGACAGAUCAGGCUGCUAUCACACUGCGCACGAGAGCCGAUGAUUUCACCGAAACAACGAAAUCUACCUUUUCUCAACUGGGUGCGCAGUUGAAUAAAGUCACUGGAUAUGAAGAAAUAGAGGUCCUUAAACGUCAAGUGGUAGAACAAGAGGCACGAAUAAAGGCUACGCGACAGGCACGUCGGGACGCAAAGAUUGCCUACGACAAAGCCGUGGCACAGCGGUCUAAUUCCCAACGUGAAGUCAAUGACAUGCUACAGCGUAAACAUACAUGGAACGACAACGACGUCCUCCGGUUUACCGCGGUCGUCCGUGAGGACCACACGAUCGAGCAUGAGGAGGCGCGAGCAAAAGCCGCUGUAGACGACUCGGAGGCAGCCCUAGACAGGGAGUUCAGCGAGCUCAUGCGGGCGAUUCUAGGAAGGUACCAUGAGGAGCAGAUUUGGUCCGAUAAAAUCCGAAGUGCCUCGACAUAUGGACAGCUCACAGUUCUGGCGCUCAAUUUACUGGUGUUCAUCAUGGCCAUUCUGUUCGUUGAGCCGUGGAAGAGACGGCGGCUUGCGCAGACGUUCGAGAAGAAGACAGAGGAGUUGAGUAGGGAGGCGAAGGAGGCUACAGAGGCGGGGUUAGCAGAGAUUAGGAAGGAGUUGGAGGAGCAAGUUAGGGUAUUGACGGUGCUAGCAGAGAAUGCACUUGGAUUAGAGAAGGAGCGGGAAGAGGUUGCUGAACGAGAGAAGCAUGCCAUUACGAAGGUCGUCGAGCCAAGUCCUCCGAAUUGGGACCAGCCAAUCGUCGCGGGCGGAAUUGCUGUCGGAGCAUUUGCUGCUGCAGCUCUCAGCUGGCUUUGCUUCGGUCGGUGA